Messenger RNA from Ilex paraguariensis (yerba mate), 261 nucleotides. NCBI's taxonomy places the organism in Eukaryota, Viridiplantae, Streptophyta, Magnoliopsida, Aquifoliales, Aquifoliaceae. The record is from the annotation of a GenBank genome assembly.
AUGGUCACAGUGGAUGGCCUGCUACGUAGGGAAAAUGAGCUAGCCUAUGAACCAGAAAUACUUGCAAUCGGUCCUUAUCAUCACGGUAAAGCUAACUUGGAAAUGAUGGAAAAGCAUAAAAUAAGAUACCUACAAAUGUAUCUUGUGCGAACAAAUGAAUCAAGUGUGGAUAGAUUUGUCAAUGCCAUGCAAGAUUUGGAAGAAAAGACACGGAAAUGUUAUGCAGAGUCCAUUGUACUUGAGAAGGAUGCGUUUGUGUGA